Messenger RNA from Ctenocephalides felis (cat flea), 576 nucleotides. RefSeq names its product anaphase-promoting complex subunit 13-like. NCBI's taxonomy places the organism in Eukaryota, Metazoa, Arthropoda, Insecta, Siphonaptera, Pulicidae. Gene Ontology annotation, biological process: protein K11-linked ubiquitination. Bases 50 to 265 code for a protein of 71 amino acids. Gene Ontology annotation, cellular component: anaphase-promoting complex. The record is from RefSeq and is a predicted model, not a curated record. The transcript has 2 exons.
UUGAAAAUGUGUUUUUGUGUGAAUAAAAAAAAAAGAAAUAAUUUAAGUGAUGGACAGUCAAAUUAUUGGAACUGGUAGAUAUUUAGAUAUUGUGGACGACACUUGGAGAGAAGAGAGACUUCCUUUUGAGGAUAUACAGGUCCCCGCUGAUGAAUUGCCAGAUCCCGAGACAGAUACUGGAGAAUCACCUUUAACACUCAAGGAACAAGAACAAAGCUGGUCCGAUUUGGCUUUGACAAACCUCAACGACCAACACAAUAACUAACAUGUCUAAAAUUCUUUAAAUUUACACUUUUACACACAAAAAAAUAGCAAAAUCAAAUGUAAAUUUAAAAUGCAUAAAAACAGUUAAAGCUUUCACUUCUAAUCAAAUUUUUUGUGAACUUUUAUAUAUAUUUUUUGAUACAUUUUCUUAAUAAAAAUGGAGUUGCCUUCGCUGGGAAUUAAUUGUUCGGUGAACGGUUGCAACCGGUUAGAUUUUUUGCCUCUGCGCUGUGAGUGUGGAAAAAUGUUUUGCACCGAUCAUUUUAUGGAACAUACACAAGACUGUGAGGCUUUUAAGAAAUCGAAAGCAUU